UCGACCACCGCCAUAGUCGGGAAAGGACUGUGGACAAAAUGUCGUCCCACAAGACUUUCAGGAUCAAGCGCUUCCUCGCCAAGAAGCAGAAGCAGAACAGGCCCAUUCCUCAGUGGAUCAGAAUGAAGACUGGCAACAAGAUCAGGUACAACUCCAAGAGGAGACACUGGAGGAGGACCAAGCUCGGCCUGUAAACAUGAGGAUCCAUGCAUCCCAGGAUCCCUCCAUCCCAACAUCUGCCAGGACCUCCAGCUGCUGGGCCUGACCAUGUGGAGGGAACCAUGUUAUCCAGAGCAGCAGACGUUUUGUACAGAUACUCUGGUUAUGACCGUGUUUGACAAUAAAAGAUCUGUGAUCAAACUUGAAA
Molecule: messenger RNA, 367 nt
Organism: Chelmon rostratus (copperband butterflyfish)
Lineage: Eukaryota; Metazoa; Chordata; Actinopteri; Chaetodontiformes; Chaetodontidae
Gene: rpl39
Product: ribosomal protein L39
Exons: 3
Coding region: 39-194 (51 amino acids)
Biological process (GO): translation
Cellular component (GO): cytosolic large ribosomal subunit; ribosome
Molecular function (GO): structural constituent of ribosome
Source: RefSeq, a predicted model, not a curated record